UGACCAUUUUCAAUUCUUUAAGUUUCCCAUAAAAACACCCAUCAUUUACACACGUACCACUUUCAUUCCUUCCAUCAAUCGGUCUCAAAAUCUUUCUGCAAAUGUCAGAUCACCCCACAACUCCAGCAGAACAAGAAUCAUCCCAAAUCAGAACUCUGCUUCUCUUCAAAACAGAUCAAAUCCAAGUUCAAUACGAAGAAAAUGGUGAGCAAGAAGAAGAAACAAGCAAUCAUCUGGAUAAACACCUUCAAGGAUUGGAUUUCUAUUUGUUAUUGUUGGGAUUCCAUCAAUCUUCUGUUUUGAGAUUUGGGAUUUCAUGGGUUUCUUUUUUGAUGAUUGGGGUUGUGCUUCCUGUAGUUGUAAUUUUGAUGACCACCAACUGUUCGAGAUGUGACCUCUACCAAAUCAAAGGCUUUGAGCUUGUUGUUGUUUCUGCUCAUGCUUCUUUGGCAGCUGUUUCUCUCCUUUGUCUUUCACAUAAUCUGAGGAAAUAUGGGAUUCGAAAGUUUUUGUUUGUUGAUCAGUAUAAUGGCCACGUGGAAAGAUUUUCAACAGAGUAUGUUCAGAAGAUUUCUGAAUCUAAACGUGCGCUAGUCUGGUGGGUGCUUCCAUGUCUUAUCUUGAAGGUUGCACGUGAAGUUAUCCGCAUGAUGUACAUGCACCGUGAGUCGUGGUGGCAAUCUUGUGGCGUUUUUGUUGCUUUGACUGUGUCAUGGAUAUAUGUGGCGGUGAUCUUUUUAUCCUCGUGUUUAGUGUUUCAUUUGGUCUGCAAUUUGCAAAUUAUCCACUUUGAUGACUACGGAAACCUCUUGGAAAGAGAAACUGAUGUUUUGGUAUUUAUAGAAGAGCAUGCCCGUCUACGCCAUGAUCUUUCCAAGAUUAGCCACAGGUUUCGGAUUUACCUUCUACUUGUGUUCAUAGUCGUCACUUCAAGCCAGUUUGCGACUCUAUUCCAAAUCACGGAGUUUAGGGAUAAAGUUACGUUCAUAAAUGGUGGCGAUUUUGCUGUUUCAUCGAUUGCACAAGUUGUGGGGGUGGUUCUUUGUUUAAAUGCUGCGGCAAAGAUUUCCCACAGGGCACAAGGCGUUGCAGCGUUAGCAAGUAGGUGGCAUGCUUUAGCUUCGUGUGGUCCAGAUGAUGCGUCUCAAAUGAGAUUUUCGAACAGAAUGGGAAACUUGGAGGCUGCAAAUAACUUAUUGAGAUCCGUUUCUUCGGAGGAAAGUGAUUUGGAGGUGAUGAAUUAUAUUCCGCUCCCCACGAAUGCACAACUGACGUCUUAUUUGUCUUCGUAUCACAGGCGACAAGCAUUUCUUAUGUAUCUGCAGAAUAAUCCAGGAGGCAUUACUUUGUACGGUUGGACGGUUGACCGAAGUCUUAUAAACACCAUCUUCUUCAUCGAGCUCUCACUGGUUCUCUUCGUUCUUGGGCGGACCACCGUGUUCACCUACACCGGCUAACAGGCUUUCAUCGUUAUCUCUAAAUUUAUCAAGAUUUCUUGAAAUUUCCCAAGUGGUUCAUGGUGCACCAAUAGUGAGCUUCUGUUGCUAUUAUCACCAGAGUUUUUGACGAUAAGAAGCCCAUCGGGUUAUACGCGAGACCAUGUCUUUCUUUACAUGUGCAAGGUAAUGCAAUUUGCUAUUUAUCGAUCACUAUUUUGUACAGAUGGAUUCAUGUUGUUUGAGGUUUGAAGUUUGAACUAUGAACAUGAGAUUCUUUAUGGUUUACAAGACCGUUAAAAAUAUAAGAAAA
Molecule: messenger RNA, 1749 nt
Organism: Cynara cardunculus var. scolymus (artichoke)
Lineage: Eukaryota; Viridiplantae; Streptophyta; Magnoliopsida; Asterales; Asteraceae
Exons: 4
Coding region: 102-1457 (451 amino acids)
Source: RefSeq, a predicted model, not a curated record